AUGUGGGAUAGUAGAACAUGGGCAGGCACAAAUGGGGAUGAGGGGAACUACUCAAUUACUUACAAGUUUGAAUCAAUACAAAACUCUUUCUCAUGGUUCUUUACUGUAUACGGUCCACAUAGCAGAAGUGAGAAAUUAGAGUGUUGGGAGGAAAUGACAGCAAUGAAGGAACUGAGUGAAGGCCCUUGGGUCACCAGCGGGGACUUCAACACAGUCAGACACAUUGAAGAAAGAAGAGGGUGCACUAGAGUCACCAAUAUCAUGACUGAUUUGUCCAAGUGGAUUGAAGACUUGGAAGUAUAUGAUCCAGAACUAUUUGGGGGGAAAUACACUUGGUUCAGAGGAUCCAAUCACCAAAGUGCUGCAAGACUUGACAGAUUCCUAUACUCCAUGGAGUGGGAGGAGUGUUUCAAAAAUAUCAAAUUGAGCAUCCUUCCCAGAACAUUCUCUGAUCACAUCCCAUUCUAA
Solanum verrucosum is the source of this 468-nucleotide messenger RNA. RefSeq lists its product as uncharacterized. The transcript has a single exon. Lineage: Eukaryota; Viridiplantae; Streptophyta; Magnoliopsida; Solanales; Solanaceae. Bases 1 to 468 code for a protein of 155 amino acids. The record is from RefSeq and is a predicted model, not a curated record.